UAAAAAAAAAUGAAUGAAUGUCCGCAUGUUUAUAAUUUGUUUACGUUUUUAGGAUAUACUGGUUAAUUAGUGGAAUAAAUUAAUUGCAAAACUAUGAUGAAGAAAAUGUGCUUUAGUGCUAAAUACGUUUUACGAUCAAAAAUUCAUAAUGGUGUGAAAUAACUAUAAAAAAGUUAAUAUGUACGAGUUUAAGUAAGAUUAACUAGAGUCAACAGAAACCCAGUGAUUACUUAUAAGUUCUACAACAAGAGUGCAAGUUAAUUGACCAAAAUGAUCAGCCAUCAAGUUUCGGAUUUGAUAUUGGGCUUAAAAUCUCGACACACUGAGACUCGACAUAAAGCCAUUCGAGAGCUUGUGCACUUUGUUAAAACUGACCUGCGAGAAAUGUCUCAAGAAUCAUUAACACAAGCUUUCGAUGAAUUUAAUCAACAAAUACAUCUUCUAACUUCAAGCUAUGAUAGCAACGACAAAAAGGCUGGAAUAUUGACUAUAGUUUGCUUAAUCAGUGGUGAUUCUGAGGCUCACAAAACAAGAAUAAACAGAUAUGCUCAAUACUUGAGAAACAUAUUUCCUUUAAAUGAUAUAAAUAUUUUAGAACUAGCUGCCAAAUCAAUGGGGCGAAUUGCCACAACACUAGGUAUAAAAAGAGGUGAAUUUGUUGAACUUGAAAUAAAGAGAGCUUUUGAGUGGCUGGCUGAAGAAAGAAAUGAAGGGAAAAGACUGUCAGCCUGUUUUAUAUUGAGAGAACUUGCAAUUGCUAUGCCUUCAUAUUUUUUUCAGCACAUUAACGGUUUUUUCAACUAUAUUAUGCUACCGCUACGUGAUCCUAAAGAGCAAGUUAGAGAAGCAGCAGGAAAGGCUCUAAGAGCUGCAUUUGUUGUUACCGCCCAAAGAGAAAUACCUGAACAAAGUAACAAGGCUCAUUGGUAUAUACAGUGUUAUGAGGAGGCCAUGGCUUCAUUUACUGACACAAUAGCAAGGGAACGAGUUUUAUGUAGAGAUGAUCAUGUGCAUGGAGCCUUGUUAAUUUUUAAUGAACUUCUUAGAUGUUCAAAUUCAAAUUGGGAGAAAAAAUACACAGCACUUAUGCAAAAACUGGACUCCGAACAAGAAAUAACUGAAGAAAUAAGCAGUUUAAACCGAAAAAAUCAUCCACUAUCAUAUUACAAUUAUGAUGAACGAAAUCAAUGUAUUAGCAUUUUUGAAUCUAGUAUCUGUAAAAAGUUAAUAACCGAAAAAUAUGAUAAAAUCGCUAUUGAUGUUAUGGCACAGCAAAUAUCUAGAUCCCACAGUGUACAUCAAAUGCUUCUGUUAAUAAUACCAAGAUUGUCAGCAUUUAAUAGAGAAGCAUUUGCAAGGAAGCAUUUAAAAUCUACAAUAAACCACCUGAUUACGUUUUUGAGAGGUAGAGAAAAAGAGAAAGCAAUGGCUUUCACAACUUUAGGGCUGAUAUGUGUUGCAAUGGAAGAUGACAUUCAGCAAUAUUUAUCGAGAAUUAUUGAAAUAAUAAAAGUGACUUUACCACUAAAAGAUGUACCAAAGAAAAGGAAUGGAACAGAAACCCCUCUGUUAAACUGUGUAACAUUGUUAGGUAUAGCAAUGAAGGAAAAUGUUUCAAAUGAAAUAAGAGAGCUUUUAGAUCCCAUUUGUGCCACUGGGUUGAGCCCACAAUUGACAACAUGUCUUAAGGAACUCAGUCAAAGUUUACCAUCUUUAAAAAAAGAAAUAACUGACAGAUUACUUCACAUUUUAUCUCUAAUAUUAAGAAAAAAACCCUACAUUUCCAGCAAUACAGAGUCUCCCUCAAUGCUAAUGUUAUCAACAGCAUUGUUAAUUGAGCCACAUGAUGCUGUUAAAUUAGUUUUAGCUCUACACACUCUUGGUACUUUUGAUUUUGAGUGGAACAAUACUCUUAUGUCUUUUAUUAGAAGAUGUACAGAUCAUUAUUUGCAGUGUGAACAGCAAGACGUACGCUUGGAAACUAUAAAAACUGUGGCAAAAUUGCUUAUUAAAGCCAUUGAAAGAAGUGCAUUCACAAAUUCGCGAACUUUAAAUUCUUUAAUUGAUGAAUCUCUAGGCAAACUUUUGUCAAUUGGUCAUUCAGAUUUUGACCACGAGGUUCGCUAUAGAGUGCUUGAAAUUUUUACUAAUCCAAUAUUUGAUAAGUACUUGGCCAUAGAAGAACAUCUCAGCUGUCUUUUUGUCGCAAUUAAUGAUUCAAACAGUGACGUAAGUGAAUUAGCUUUGUGUAUUGUUGGUAGAUUGAGCAACAUUAAUCCAAGUUAUACUACACCAGCAUUGCGUCAACUUUUUGUUCAAAUUUUAAUGGAACUGCAGUACUCGGAAUCAAGUCGAAAUAAGGAGCAAUCACUGAGAAUGGUUAACAAUAUUAUUUCUCAUGCUCCAAGAUUGACUCGACAAUUUGUAGAUACCAUUCUUAAGGUGCUUGUGCCCAAACUGACAGAGAGUGAGAGUAAUUCUGUUAUGAUAUCGACGAUUCUAAAAGCUAUAGGCGACUUGGUAGAAGUGAAUGGAGGAGGCAAUGCCUUGGUACAGUGGUUACCUGAUUUAAUUUCAGUACAGCUUGAAAUACUUUCGGAUCCAAAUCAACUAGAAAAAAGAAGUGUAGCAUUGUGGUCAUUCGGUCAAGUUAUCAGUGCUAUUGGAUAUGUAGUUACGCCAUACAUGGAGUUUCCUACUUUAAUGGAUAUGCUAUUAAAUCUUUUAAAAACUGAACAACACGCAAGAGACAGGCGAGAAAUUAUUCGUGUUUUGGGUCUUUUAGGUGCCUUAGAUCCCUACAAACAUAGGAUUAAUCAAGGGUUAAUUGACUUUCAAACAGUGUCCACUUUAAUACCUAUAACUGAUACGGCUUCCACUCACGAUAAUUUUGAUAUAAAUGUCAGUGAAAUGCUUGUCAGUAUGUCGCCACUAGUUUUGGACGAAUUCUACCCGGCUAUUGCCGUUACAUCCCUGAUGCGUAUAUUACGUGAUCCACUUCUAGCACAGCACCAUACAAGUGUGGUUCAUUCUGUUACUUAUAUAUUUCAAACUUUGGGUAUUAAAUGUGUCCCCUAUAUAUCGCGUGUUACACCCAGCCUCCUGUAUGUGAUUCGUACAACUGAUAACCACAACUUCAGGGAGUUCCUAUUCACAAAACUGGCAAUCAUUAUUUCAGUAGUUAAGAUCCAUAUACGGGCGUAUUUGGAAGAAAUAUUUGAUUUAAUUAAGGAAUAUUGGACGCCAGAUAGUCAGCUACAAAACACACUUAUUUUAUUAGUCGAACAUAUUACUGUAGCUAUUGGAACUGAAUUCAAGAUAUAUCUUCGAAAGAUACUACCAAAUAUCUUAAGAGUACUAAAAUGUGACAACAGCAAGGAUAAAAUUUUAACAGAAAAGCUAUUGUUGGCCAUACAAAAGUUUGAAAACAAUUUAGAUGAUGUCCUCUUGUCAAUAGUGCCAACUAUUACUGGGCUAUUCGAUGGCAGAAAUAUUCCGAUAUCAAUAUCAAAACUGGCAAUGGAGACUAUAGAACACUUGUCUAUGUAUUUGAAUUUUAGACCGUUUUCGGCAAUGAUAAUACAAGCACUAGCAAAAGUCUUGGAGAAUAGUCCAACUCUGCGCCAAACGGCAAUGAACACUCUCUGUGCACUUAUUGUCCAACUGGGACGGCAGUACAUAGACUACAUUCCCUCUGUUGAUCGAAUUUUGGUGAAAAAUAAAAUUCAGUCACCCAAUUACAUUGUACUUGUAACGAGACUACAAGUGAUUUCGACAUUAGCUUCAGAUGAUGAUUACUUAGAUGAAACCAGAUUAAGAUUACGAAAUCUGAAAACGGAUGUCGUAAGCAACAGUGAUCACCAAGCUAUUCAGAAGCUGACACUAAAUGUAGAUAAACUGCGAAAAUGUUGGUUGGUUAACAAUCUCAUAUCUAAGGAAGAUUGGUUAGAAUGGCUACGUCAAUUAAGUGUCGGAUUUCUUACUGAAUCUAAUAGCCCUGCUAUGCGAGCAUGUUCGAGUUUAGCACAAAAUUAUCCUCAAUUAGCAAGUGAUCUAUUCAAUGCUGCAUUUAUGUCUUGUUGGACUGAGCUGGGUGAGGAGCCUCGAUAUGAAUUAGUGACAGCCUUAGAGCGGGCCCUUUCAGUCCCCGAUGUGCCCGAGCUGGCUCUGGCUGUGCUUAACUUAGCGGAAUUCCUGGAACAUUGCGAAAAAGGCGCUUUGCCUAUAUCUAUUAAACUUCUCGGUGACACUGCAAUUACUUGUAGGGCUUACGCAAAAGCUCUAUACUAUAAGGAAGAAGAAUAUAGGAGAAAUCCUUCCACACAAGUUGUUGAGGCUCUUAUUCAUAUAAAUAAUAAAUUACAACAAAAAGAAUCGGCUAAUGGUUUAUUGGAAAAAGUAAUAAUGCAGAAAAAUAAUGGUGACUGUUCGUUGAACGUUCAUGUUCGCUGGUAUGAAAAGUUACACAACUGGGAUCAGGCAUUGGACCUUUACAGUAAGAAACUAGAAAUAGAACCACAAGAUGUCGAGUCGAGGAUGGGUAUGAUGCGAUGCUUGGAGGCCAUGGGUGAAUGGCGGAAGUUGUAUAAUAUAACUACUGAGCAGUGGGAUUCAAUGGCAGAUGAUAACAAAAAUAAGUCUGCAAAAAUGGCUGCUGCCGCAUCUUGGGGUCUUCAGGAGUGGGAUUCUAUGAAAAAAUACGUACAGUGUAUCCCAGAAGACAACCAGGAAGGAGCAUUUUACAGAGCAAUUCUAUCCAUACACGAGGGACAGUGGUCGGAGUCGAGACACUACGUUGACUUAGCAAGGAAUUUAUUAGAUGCUGAAUUGUCAGCCGUUGUUGGAGAAAGCUAUCAAAGAGCGUAUGGAGCAUUGGUAAAUGCCCAACUAUUGACGGAGCUGGAAGAAGUAGUAACAUAUAAACUUGUAGAAGAAAGGAGGAGUAUCUUACACCGAACUUGGUGGACGAGACUUCAGGGCGGUCAACGUUUAGUAGAAGAUUGGCGAAAAAUGCUUCAAAUACGGAGCUUAGUAUUAACCCCGCGCGAAGAUUUUCAGACUUGGUUAAAGUUUGCGUCACUUUGUAGAAAAACGGGUGCAAUAAGUCAAGCGCAUAAAAUAGUUCUUUCAAUAUUAGGUAGCGAUCCGGUGACUAACCCUGACGUAUUACUACAUGCACAGGAUCCUAGAAUCGUUUUAGCGUACAGCAAAAAUUUUUGGGAUGUUGGAAAUAAACGCUACGCUUACGAUGUAUUACAAAGGCUCGUAGACACAUCUAAGCCAGAUAAUGAAGACCAGUGUAAAUUGCUUGCACGGUGCCAUUUAAAACUUGGCUCCUGGUGUGAAUCUCUUCAAGAAAUUAAUGAACUUUCUAUUCCGGAAAUUUUGAGGAAUUAUAAUGAAGCUAUUAUUCUAGCCCCUGAGUGGUAUAAGGCCUGCCACGCAUGGGCUUGUAUGAACUUCGAAACUGUUUUGUUCUACAAACAACAAGACAAUAUUUCGGAGAGCAGUAUAGCCGGGAGCUCGAGUGAGAAAAAGAUAUCACGUGCAGAGUUUAUCAACAGCUAUACUAUACCAGCUAUUGAAGGUUUCUUCAAAUCCAUUAGUCUAUCAAAUGGAAACUCUCUUCAAGAUACGUUGAGACUACUUACGCUAUGGUUCGAUCAUGGCCAUCAUCCAGCAAUAUAUGAUGCGUUAUUCGAAGGUGUCAGACAGAUUGACGUUAAAAUAUGGUUACAAGUGAUACCACAACUAAUAGCACGAAUAGAUUCGCCUAGAAGUUUAGUUGCUAAAUUGGUGCACAUUCUACUCAUAGAUAUUGGAAAAACGCAUCCACAGGCGUUAGUUUACCCUUUGACUGUCGCUACUAAAUCUUCCUUUGUUACGAGAAAAUCUGCCGCAAAUUAUAUUCUCAAAACUAUGAGUACUCACUCACAUAGGCUAGUUAACGAGGCUGCUAUAAUAUCAGAGGAAUUAAUCAAAGUAGCCAUGUUAUGGCACGAUCAAGUUUACACCGCACUGGACGACGCUUCUAGGUUGUACUACAGUGAGAAAGAUUAUAGGGGAAUGUUCCGCACCCUCGAUAAAAUGCACGCGAUGCUCGAUCGUCCGCCGGAGACUUUGAAGGAGGUUUCUUUUCUACAAAUGUACGGACGAGAUCUACAGGAGGCCCAUCGGUGGUGCGAAUUGUACAAGGAAAGCAACGAGGAGCGGUUUCUGAACGAGGCGUGGGACCUGUACUGCCACGUGGUGCGGCGCAUCGGCCAGCAAGUGCGCUCGCCCACGUCGCUGGAGCUGCAGUACGUGAGUCGCCGCCUGCACAACUGCCGCGACCUGGAGCUGGCCGUGCCCGGCUCCUACGUGCCCGACCAGCGUCUCAUACGCAUUGCCACCAUCGACACGCACUUGCAGGUGAUCAAAUCGAAACAGCGGCCUCGUCGUCUGACCAUUCGAGGUUCCGAUGGGAAACAGUACAUGUUCCUUCUGAAAGGUCACGAAGAUUUGCGUCAGGACGAAAGGGUCAUGCAGCUGUUCGGACUUGUCAACACGCUCCUCCAGGUGGACACGAGCACAAAUAGACACGAUCUUGCCAUACAGAGGUACGCAGUCGUACCUCUGUCUCCUAACUCAGGAUUGAUCGGUUGGGUGCCGCAGUGCGACACGCUAUACAAUUUAGUCAGUGACUACAGGGAUAAAAAGUCGAAUAAGUUGACUCUAACCAAGGAACAGCAGAUCAUGAUGAGCAUGGCGUCUGACUACCAGAAAUUAAUGCUGAAACAUAAGGUGGAAGUUUUUGAAUACACACUUUCUCAGACACCUGGAAAUGAUCUGUCACGGCUUCUUUGGUUGAAGAGCCCAUCUGCUGAGGCGUGGUUCGAACGACGCACGAAUUACACGCGUUCGCUGGCGGUUAUGAGCAUGGUGGGCUACAUAUUGGGACUCGGAGAUCGGCAUCCCUCUAACAUCAUGCUGCAUAGAGUGACCGGCAAAGUUCUUCAUAUAGAUUUCGGAGACUGUUUCGAGGUCACGCAAACUAGAGAAAGGUUUCCAGAGAAGAUUCCGUUUAGAUUGACAAGAAUGUUAAUCGAUGCAAUGGAGGUAACUGGAAUUGAAGGCACAUAUCGUUUUACAUGCGAGUCGGUGAUGCAUGUUCUCCACAAGCAUAGAGAUAGCGUCAUGGCGGUCCUGGAAGCUUUUGUCUAUGACCCGUUGCUCAACUGGAGACUAAUAGAUAACGAAAAGCACUCUAUUACGGAGUCGACUUUCUCCUCAGAUAUAGAUUCCUCUUACUCCCUUCCAAGCAGAAGCCGUAACCAUUUACACUAUGAGUCUUUGGAAAUGCCGGCCGAAUCUAAUCUCAAUAAACGCGCAUUGGCGAUAUUGAACAGAAUACGGGACAAAUUGACUGGGAGGGACUUCCCUCACAUAGAAGCAGUAGUCAGUGUACCGAAACAAGUGGAUCUCUUGAUAAAAAUUGCUACGAACAAUGAAAACUUGUGCCAGUGUUAUAUGGGGUGGUGCCCGUUUUGGUGAAAAGUUGUUGUGUAUGAUAGUUUGAGUUUCACAGUUAUCUUUUUAAAAGUGCAUAUUGUUAAAGUUCCUAGAAUAUAAACAAGUCACGUUAUGAAUACGUAAGUAUUCUAUAUUAUCUUAACUUUGAAAACAUUUCAUAAGUACUCGUAUUUACUCAUAAUGACUAUAAGGUGCCUAUAACAGGUGGUUAUCUUUUGCUUACAUAACAUUUGGACGUUUAAUGCACUUUAAAUUUAUUUAUUACCGAUUUAUAUAUCAAGAUUUUUAUUAUAAUAUAUUAUACACACUGUUUAAUUUAAGAACUCACAUUUCAAACAUAAUAGCGAAAGUAACAAUUAAAGAACAAUUGUUCUCCUGGUACAUGUAUAAUAUGAAAACUGGCUAAAAGCGAUAUAAAAUCCAUCUCAGCCUAAUAUUGCACGAGCCUGCUCUUUGGUUUUGAAGUUCCUUAUGUGAUAUGUAUUUCUUGUCGGUAAUUAUUGUAAUCAGUCAUCUUACUUAUAUUAUGAAUGUUGAGAUGUUUUUUAUUUAAUCAAGCACAGGACGGAUUUUGAAUAGAGAGAGAGAGAGAGAGAGAGAGAGAGAGAUUCUUAACUCCUACCAUUAGACGUGCGGGUAAAGCCGCAUGCGGUAGCUAAUUCUAUUUAAUUCCUAUCAUAUGCCAAUGCCAAAUUUCAUAUAUUUAUAUAAUUCCGGUAACGUAUAUAUUAUAAUACUGAAACGAUUAUUUACUUAGAAAUUGACAAAUAUAAAAAGUAUUUUUUAAAUGUCUAAAUGUUCUUUGUCGUUCUAAUGUAAUCAAUUAAAUUAUUUAAAUUCUUAUAAAUAAUGCAAAAAAUAAAAUGGUAUUUGAAGUUUAAUUUAAACUAUUAAACAGAACGCUGAAGUAUCAUUAAGGAUUAAAAUUCUGUCAAUCUCUUC
Molecule: messenger RNA, 8454 nt
Organism: Vanessa atalanta (red admiral)
Lineage: Eukaryota; Metazoa; Arthropoda; Insecta; Lepidoptera; Nymphalidae
Gene: TOR1
Product: serine/threonine-protein kinase Tor-like
Exons: 11
Coding region: 271-7533 (2420 amino acids)
Biological process (GO): negative regulation of macroautophagy; TOR signaling; protein phosphorylation
Cellular component (GO): TORC1 complex; nucleus; TORC2 complex
Molecular function (GO): protein-containing complex binding; protein serine/threonine kinase activity; protein binding
Source: RefSeq, a predicted model, not a curated record